Molecule: messenger RNA, 2226 nt
Organism: Fusarium pseudograminearum CS3096
Lineage: Eukaryota; Fungi; Ascomycota; Sordariomycetes; Hypocreales; Nectriaceae
Exons: 1
Coding region: 1-2226 (741 amino acids)
Source: RefSeq, a predicted model, not a curated record
AUGAAGCGAACAAACAUCAGCCAAGAACCCGCGAAGCACUCAAAGCGAGCGCGACACACUUACGGAAGACGCCGAUCGACUCCAGUUCCAGUCAAACCAGCCGAAUCGCCCACAUCAACUCCACCACGAUCAUUACGCACCCUGGGUAGCAUGAAGAUUGAACGUACGCCCUCACGAGUUGGGCGAAUUGACUUCACGACGCCAGCACUAUGCAGCCUUGAACUGCAAGAUCAGAAUAUAAAUUCUUUGCCUGAAUCUUCCAAGCCAAAAGCGACCGGUUCCGCAUCACUAUUCACAGAAUUGCAAUCGCUCCGCCGGAUCGUUCCCGACAGUCAAUACCGCAUCUACGAAAUAAUAUUUAGUUGGCUAAGUGGCUUACUGGGUUCAACGGAACCACUAGGCCAGUCGGCGCACCCAAAAUCGCUUUUGGGAAUGUGCCUUCGCAAGGUUCCGGAUGCUUUGGCCGUGAUAGAAGACUGGGAUCGACAGACCGCAGCAAUGGAAGGGAAGUCAUUGAAGUGGGAAUCAUCUAAAGCAUCGAUAGAGCUUUACGAGCAACUUGAAAAUUUCGGGAGCACGAAUAUUGGCUGGAAAUCACUCAAACUAGUUGUUCGUGCACACGCUAUUUCUCUGUUGGCAACGGCUGUCUCAGAAAGUCUUUUUGAGCCCCCUUUUGUACGAUUGUUGGCUGAUCUUUGCAUCAGCCUGGAGUGUAGGGCUGAAGCAGCGCGACUUGUCUCGAGUCUGAAGCUCCCCUUGACUGCGCCCUGCGGUUCGGCAAGUACGCUGCUGGAGAGUAGUGCAGUCCAGCCUCUAGGGGCUAUCCUAAAAAGCUUGUACGGCCAAGGAACAAUCGGCCCAUCUUGGUAUUGCCUUUCAACCCUCAUCAAGGACAAGAAACUCCCGCCGAGCUGGCUCACGUCUCGGGCGUUUCAGUCAGUAUGGACAAGAGGAAUCGAGAUUUUACUUCACAGAAGAACGCCUGUGGCCCCGGUCAUCGAUUUCAUGUGUACAGCCAUUGACCAGCUUCUACUAGAAGACGGAAAAGCGUUGAAAACGGAAGAAGCUUCAGAGGAUGAGACUCUAACGAAUGUGUUGGCUGCAGUGGCAGCAGCGAUAUGGACCCUAGGCACUGAAAUGAAUGACAAGGAACCUUGGAAACUACACUCGGUUCGACGCUUGCUAUUCACACUCGAGUCUUGUGCACUUCAGCAAGAGACGCAUCUUGGCACCACUCGAAACAGAGGUCUUCUCAUUGUCGUUUUAGCUCGGUUCCUGGCUGCCGGUAUGAUCGACAAAAAUGUCGUCAGUUCAACGACGAAAAACCAUGCGAUUUAUGACUGUCUGAAACUCCUGACAGUUAGAAACGGAACCCCCACACAAACACAAUACAGACAGACACUUUUGCUGGCUUGCUCUGUCGCGCAGUACCGGGGGCAAGCGUGUCAUCUGCCAUGCCACGACAUCUUAUCUGAGAUUCGUACGUUAUUCAACGAACUAGGGCUUCCAACUUGGUUUCAGAACGGUUUAGUGUCUGAUGGGGCUUUUGUUCUGGCGCAGAGAACGAGGGAUCUCCGAGAUGUUGCUUUCGCUGAGAGGCUUCCUGCUGCUGGCAAGGGAACCCUAGACACAAGCACGAUAUUCUCGGGCUGGUGUUGGGAGGAAGGAAUCGGCGAAUGGGUUCUGCCCAGCCCUGGUCAAAAACAACGAAGCGAGCUGAGACAUCAGAACCACCUUCAAAACGGAACGAGAUACCAAGCAGGCGGAGAUCAACAACCAGAUAGUCGAGCCCGGACUAGAAGCCUAAGAGGGCCUAGGGUCGUCUACAGUAACAAUCUUAGAUACGGGAGCGACGAAGAUAGUUCCGCGGGAAGUGAGAGGGGGUCGGAGAAUCAUGAUGGCACGGACGACAGUGACAGGGAGGAUGAAAACGAUACGAGUGCAACCAGCAUUACUGAAUUUAUUGUCAGGGGAGGCCAAGACAGCGAAGAUGAGCUUGGUGAAUCCUUUUCCCUGAGCCCAGCAUCGAAGAAAAAGCACAGCUACGGCAUUGACAAGAGAAACAGCAACAGCAUCAACACAACCAUGAAAACAAAAGCUGUAAAAAAGCUGAAGCGCUUGGAUAUCACGCGGACCUGGCAGGCGACCCGACUUCAUAGCCCAGGGGGUUCAGUGGCUCAACAGGUAGAUGACGAUACAGAUGAUGAACUUAGUAUACUACUCUGA